GGGGGUGUGGGCUGGGCCGGGCCCGGGCCCGGGGGCGGGGCGGCGGGGUGCCGCCCGGCCCCGGAGCCUCCAUUUUGCGGUGCAGCUGCGGGAGAGAAGCCGGAGGCUCCGCGGUUUUCCCCGCAGAAUGUCAUACCCAGGUUAUCCCCCUUCAGGCUAUCCUGCUUUCCCUGGUUAUCCUCCAACAGGUCAGGAGUCUGUUUAUCCGCCAGCCGGUCAGUACUCCUAUCCCGCCGGUCCUGGAGGAUACCCUCCAGCAGGAGGUGGGGCCUAUCCUGCAGCACCGCCGAGUGCUGGGUAUCCAGGGGCAGCAGGAUACCCUGCCCCUGGGGGCUACCCUGCCCCUGGGGGCUACCCUGGAGCGCCCCAGGCUGGAGGAAUGCCACCUUAUCCUGGAGCUCCUACCGGCCCUGGGUUUGGUGCGCCUCCCGCUGGCCCUGGCUUUGGUGGCUAUCCUCAGCCUCCUGCCCAAAGCUAUGGUGGAGGUGGACCAGCGCAAAUUCCAGGGUAUCCUGGUGGACAAGCACCAUCACCAAUGCCUGGCCCGCCUGCAGCAAUGGUUCAGCAUACCCAGGGCACAAUUCAAGCUGCCCCAAACUUUGAUGCUGGAAGGGAUGCAGAAAUUCUGCGUAAAGCUAUGAAGGGGUUUGGAACUGAUGAGCAGGCUAUCAUUGAUGUUGUAGCUAACCGCUCCAAUGAUCAGAGGCAAAAAAUCAAGGCAUCUUUCAAGACUAUGUAUGGCAAGGAUUUAAUUAAAGAUCUGAAGUCUGAGUUAAGUGGAAAUGUGGAAGAACUGAUUCUAGCACUCUUCAUGCCUACCACCUAUUAUGAUGCCUGGUCUUUACGUCAUGCAAUGAAGGGAGCAGGCACUCAGGAGAGAGUGCUGAUUGAGAUCCUUUGCACAAGGACAAACCAAGAAAUCCGAGACAUAGUGAACUGCUAUAAAUCAGAAUUUGGAAGGGACCUCGAACAUGACAUCAGAGCAGACACCUCAGGACACUUUGAACGAUUAUUGAUAUCCAUGUGCCAAGGUAAUAGGGAUGAGAAUCAAACUGUAGAUUAUCAAAAAGCUCAGGAAGAUGCUCAGCGUCUGUACCAAGCAGGUGAAGGAAAACUUGGGACUGAUGAGUCUUGCUUUAAUAUGGUUCUGGCAAGCAGAAGUUUUCCUCAAUUGAAAGCAACAGUUGAAGCAUACUCCAAGAUUGCUAAUCGGGAUUUAUUAAGCAGCAUUGACCGAGAAUUUUCUGGAAAUGUGGAACGUGGUUUGAAGGCUAUUUUGCAAUGUGCUUUAAAUCGCCCAGCCUUUUUUGCGGAAAGACUUUAUCACUCUAUGAAAGGAGCUGGCACAGAUGAUUCUACACUUAUCAGAAUUGUAGUCACUCGCAGUGAGAUUGACCUUGUGCAAAUUAAGCAGAUGUUCACACAAAUGUAUCAGAAGACUUUGGCUGCAAUGAUAGCAAGUGAUACAAGUGGUGAUUACCGGCGUUUGCUGCUGGCAAUUGUUGGUCAAUAGAAGAUGAUUUUCUGUUUUUUUUGUUUUCUUUUUUAAAACAAACUGAAGGACAUGUAACAUGCUUUAUGCAGACACUGACUAUCCAUAUGUGUAAAAGAAUAAUUUUAAACUUUGCAUAAUCAAAUAUGCCUUCUUGAUGAUUCAGAAAAGCUUUUUGCACUUACAUUUGCCUUAAUUUACAGCACAUAAUAUUCCUCAUUGUAUAAUAAAAGAUGUAUCUUGUCUGUUAGCCCUACGCCUUAGUCCUUCUGACCCAGGCAAAAGGACCUCCCCUCUGCCAAACUCCUGCACGAUUAAACUGAUUGUCUCAGAAGAAUCUCUCGUACUCAACAGAUUUCCUGAAAUAGCUAAACUUUCCUGCUGAGCUGACAGAGAAGGCUGAGGCUAUGAUGUGAAUUAUUUUACAAAAACCCAGCCAGGUUCUCUAACAAAAACCCUCUUUAAUACCUUUCUAUCGUAAUGUUGAGAAAUGUGGAAGUGCCCAGUUUAAGUCACAUUACAGAGACAGGUUGUCAGAACCUGACUGCAUCUCCCUUACCUACUUUCUCCUAGCCCUUCUUCACAAUCAAAUACGCAGGCUAGAGCAAUUUGUCCAUUUCACAAUUUGGCAUUUCAUAAGCUUGCAAAGAAAGCUGUUGCUUACCACUAAAUUGUUUUGGGUCGUGAGGUGGUGUGUUUAUGUGUAGGCUGAAUGAGCUAGGCUGGUUUUGCCUGUUUGGCUCACCAGGUGGCAGCAAGUUGCUCACCAGCACAAAGCCCUGCUUUAAAAGUAGAGGGAAACCCCAGCUUGCGCCUGGAGCACAUUCUGUAUGUUUGGGCCAGCUCCUCAGUUUCACUAACGUGCGUUUACACUUCUCUGAACGGAUAGGAGAGCCCCCCUCAGAUACUGCCAGUGCAGUACAGAUAAAUGCCCUGCACAUAAUGUUUUAACCUAGGAGUUCAGGGAAGGAAGUGGCAUAUUCCCUGGGACCCACACAGGUCCACUGAGCCCAGUGCAACGCAGAAAAGCCUUCGCUGCUACAACUCAUACCAGGAACCAACCGUGUCUCACAUGGCCAAAGGCUGCAAAAGCUGACAGAGCUUUUUCCAAGCUCUCUCUCCCCUCCCUAACUGAGAACAGAGUAAUGGCACACAGAGCUUUUUUUCUUUCCCUAAAACACAGAAAGCAUAAAGCAAAUAAUGCAAAACUACUUACCGUUUUCUGGGAGGGAGGAUAUAAUCUUUUCUCUUCAGCCAUGCAAGAAUUAGAGACAGCUCCAGACUCCACCUUUCAGAAACACAGUAGCAAAAAAUGAAUACCAGAGAAACCCCAUAGACCUAAUCCUGUUAUCUAACUGACCACUUGCUGAAGAGUAACAGGAUUGAUGCAGCAGGUGAAGACUAAACAGGUUGACAACUGCCCAAGAAAUUUUCCUUUACUACACAUCUCCCUUCACACCUGGCAGAAACUACAACAGACAACAGAUACUGCAAGAGGAUCCUAAAGGAAGCCAGCACCGUUGCAGCGGAGUGCUUACAGACCAACACGUAUCUGAACCUGUUCUCUCCACGUACGAUGAGGUCUUUCUAGACAAAGAUUGUAUCUAUAUUUUCUCCACAUACACAAUUCCAGCUACUCACAAUACUAAUCAAAACUAAGAGUAUCAAAUCAUGAAAAAUUCUGUCUUGAGAGGGUUGGGAAGUUUUCCAUUAGCACUGCCAAGGAGAAAGGUACCAUCAUAAACUUCAUCAUGUAAAUCUUUAGUUGUGCUUAGGUAACAGGUGUUGAACUCUGCUCUAACACAUCACACAAAGACUGUAUGGCUUACUAGUAUGACGGUGCUUCAUAAAAAAGGAAAGGAAAAACACGUACCAUUGUAUAAGUUGGUCUUCUGCACUCAGACUUUAAGAAUAUUGUUUCCAAUUAGAAUGCGUCUACAAUAAAGUAAAAUCAAUUAUUAAAACUCA
This is a messenger RNA of Dromaius novaehollandiae (emu), 3460 nucleotides long. It is a transcript of the gene ANXA7, whose product is annotated as annexin A7. The coding region runs from base 128 to 1513 and encodes 461 amino acids. The record is from RefSeq and is a predicted model, not a curated record. Gene Ontology annotation, molecular function: calcium-dependent phospholipid binding; calcium ion binding. The transcript is spliced from 13 exons. Gene Ontology annotation, cellular component: cytoplasm; nucleus. NCBI's taxonomy places the organism in Eukaryota, Metazoa, Chordata, Aves, Casuariiformes, Dromaiidae.